Cyclopterus lumpus (lumpfish) is the source of this 1629-nucleotide messenger RNA. RefSeq names its product T-box transcription factor 4 (gene tbx4). Lineage: Eukaryota; Metazoa; Chordata; Actinopteri; Perciformes; Cyclopteridae. Gene Ontology annotation, molecular function: RNA polymerase II cis-regulatory region sequence-specific DNA binding; DNA-binding transcription factor activity, RNA polymerase II-specific. The transcript has 8 exons. Gene Ontology annotation, biological process: regulation of transcription by RNA polymerase II; angiogenesis; positive regulation of DNA-templated transcription. Gene Ontology annotation, cellular component: nucleus. The record is from RefSeq and is a predicted model, not a curated record. The coding region runs from base 1 to 1629 and encodes 542 amino acids.
AUGCUGCAGGAGAAGCUUUCAGCUGUGACGGAUGAAUGUAUGAGCCGGGUCCAGUCCGGUGGGGAGACGGAUCUCCUUCCAGACCAGUCCCGACUGGGCCUCUCCACAGCUCCCAGCAUUCCCAGCUCCAGUGAGCCCGACCAGAACAUUGAGAACAUUAAGGUUGCUCUUCAUGAGAGGGAGCUGUGGAAGAAGUUCCAUGAGGCCGGCACAGAGAUGAUCAUUACCAAAGCAGGCCGGAGGAUGUUCCCCAGCUACAAGGUUAAAGUGACUGGGAUGAACCCUAAAACCAAAUACAUCCUGCUGAUUGACAUUGUCCCAGCUGAUGACCAUCGCUACAAGUUCUGUGAUAACAAGUGGAUGGUGGCUGGCAAAGCCGAGCCAGCAAUGCCAGGCAGACUCUAUGUGCACCCUGACUCCCCCGCCACGGGAGCUCACUGGAUGAGGCAACUGGUGUCGUUUCAGAAGCUCAAGCUAACAAACAAUCACCUGGACCCUUUUGGACAUAUCAUCCUGAACUCUAUGCACAAGUACCAGCCCAGACUCCACAUAGUGAAAGCCGAUGAAAACAACGCCUUUGGAUCCAAGAACACUGCCUACUGUACUCAUGCCUUUCACGAGACAGCCUUCAUCUCUGUAACCUCUUAUCAAAACCACAAGAUCACUCAGCUAAAGAUAGAAAACAAUCCAUUUGCCAAAGGAUUCCGGGGUAGUGAAGAAGGAGAUCUGCGCGUUUCAAGACUACAGGGGAAAGAUUAUCCAGUGAUUUCAAAGAACAUGGUUCGCCAGAGGCUCAUCUCCUCGCAUAGCCACCUAGCAGGGAAGCUCGGAGCAGGAGUUCUCACAGGGCACCCUCAAGUCCUGUCCUCUUAUCAGUACGAGACUGGGGUUCCUUUGUCGAACUCAGACCCUCAAGAUCCCAUCUCGAACCACUUCCCUCAGAGCAGAGAUCCCAGCCUUCUGUACCACUGCUUCAAACACAGAGAUAAUGCCCGACACCUAGAGCUUGGAUAUCUGGAGUCAUCAUCUGUGGUCUCAGAGGAGCAUUACCUUCGUUCAGCUACCUCUUAUGAGUCGCCCUUGAUGUCUCAUCCGUACUGCACUGAGGCGAUCACCUCUAGGGAAGCUUGUAUGUACGGUAGUAUUGAGACAGAGUCUGGAUCAGGGGUCGGGGACACAGAUGACCUGACCAACUCCUCUUCAAUAAAUUGCAACAUGUGGGCUACAAUGCAGCCCUACCCUCGCUAUAGCGUGGAGGCUGUCCCAUACCAGCCUUUCACUGCUCACUUCACCAACGCUGCCACGGUCACGCAGGUUGUACCGCACCCCACAUCCUCCAUGGCAUCUCGACCACAGGCUGACUUGGGAGUCUACAACUCCGCUCCGGUUCAGCGAGGUCUGCCCGUUAUACCUCCUUCAUCCUCCUCUUCAUCCUGCUCACCAGCUGUUUCCGGAUCCAGAGAAAGGUCAGGCCAUCCCCCUCUGUACCACAAGAAACCAGGGUCCCCACUCCGGCCUCACAGAGAUUUCUCAGCCUAUCCCACACAAGGCACUAUAUCUAUCCGGGAUCCAUCCUAUCAGUACCAAGUUGGGCUGAGUAGCGCUGGGACUCACUGGACUGACGGCUAA